Messenger RNA from Nicotiana attenuata, 2193 nucleotides. Its product is annotated as growth hormone-regulated TBC protein 1-like. The record is from RefSeq and is a predicted model, not a curated record. The transcript has 7 exons. The coding region runs from base 791 to 1975 and encodes 394 amino acids. NCBI's taxonomy places the organism in Eukaryota, Viridiplantae, Streptophyta, Magnoliopsida, Solanales, Solanaceae.
UUAAAUCAAUAAAUUUAGUUUCCUUACAUCUGAAAGAACUUUUUGUCUUUUCUUUUCUUUUUGAAUGUAGAGAUUAGAGGGGGUAUUUUCCUUGCAUUUGAAUCCUCCCUCUUCAAUCAUCCAACUUCCCAUAUUUUAUCUUCUUUUUCCCCUUGAACUGUUAAGGCAUUUUCCCAUUUUAGCAUUUUUUCUAAUCUUAUUGUUUCUAUAUUCUUUUAUAGGCUUGUGAUAUCUAUAUGUUAAUCAACAUUUUAUCAGUUUCCUUGUGCAAUUUAAUGCUUGAAAAUAGCCUUUCUUUGAAUUCUUAGAUACCCAAUUGUGAAAAGACUCAAUUUUUAUAUUCCUAUCUGAUUUUAUUAGUUUAUUUCUGCAAUUUGUUGCCCAAGAAAUGGUCUUUCUUUAAAUUCUUGGAUACCCAUUUUAAAAAGACUCAAUUUUUAUUCUUCUUUCUGAAAGUUGACCAUUUCUUUUGUGUAAAAUCCACAUUUUAUCAGUUUUUUUAUGCCCAAGAAAAUGGUUUUUCUUUGAAUUCUUGAAUUACCCAUUUGUAAAAAGAAUCGAUCUUUGUACUUUUAUCUUAUUUUAUCAGCUGUUUUCUGCAAUUUGAUGCCCAAAAAAUGGCUUUUCUUUGAAUUUUUGGGCCCCAUUUCUGAAAAAACUCAAUCCUUGUGCUUAUAUCUGAUUUUAUCAGCUCUUUUCUGCAAUUUGAUGCCCAAAAAUGGCCUUUUUUUAAAUUCAUGAAUACCCAUUUGUAAAAAAGACUCAAUCUUUUGUGUAAAAAUUCACAAAAAUGUAUGGAACUCAUAGCAAGAAAGACAUGGAAAUUGAAUACCAAUCACAAGUUCCAAUUUUGAGGCCAAGUAUACAUGCAAGAAGGGCAAAAAUAACUGUAAAAUUUCAAGAUCUAUAUGGAUUUACAGUUGAAGGGAAUGUUGAUGAUGUAAAUGUGUUGAAUGAGGUUAGGGAAAAAGUUAGGGAACAAGGGAAAGUUUGGUGGGCAUUAGAAGCAAGCAAAGGUGCAAAUUGGUAUUUGCAAACUCAUGUUUCAUCAACACUUAAAACAUCCUUAAAGUUCUCUGCUUUGGUGAAUGCAAUUACUCUCAAGAAGCUUAUUAGGAAAGGUAUCCCACCUGUUUUGAGGCCUAAGGUGUGGUUCUCACUAUCAGGAGCAGCUAAGAAGAAAUCAACCGCCCCGGAUAGUUAUUAUGAGGAUAUGACCAAAGCUAUACAAGAUAAGGUCACACCUGCAACCAAGCAGAUUGAUCAUGACCUCCCGCGAACCUUUCCUGGUCAUCCAUGGUUGGACAGUCCUGAGGGUCAUGCUGCCCUAAGGCGUGUCCUUGUUGCCUAUUCUUUCCGCGAUUCUGAUGUUGGCUACUGCCAGGGAUUAAACUAUGUUGCAGCAUUAUUAUUGCUUGUAAUGAAAACCGAAGAAGAUGCUUUCUGGAUGAUUGCUGUCCUUUUAGAGAAUGUAUUAGUUAGUGACUGUUAUACAAAGAACUUGUCUGGAUGCCAUGUCGAACAAAGAGUAUUCAAGGAUCUAUUAACCAAAAAAUGUCCCAGGAUAGCCGCUCAUUUGGAUGCACUGGAGUUUGAUGUUUCUCUUGUUUGCACUGAGUGGUUUCUCUGCCUUUUCGCGAAAAGCUUGCCUUCUGAGACAACCUUGCGGGUCUGGGAUGUCCUUUUCAAUGAAGGUGCAAAUCUUCUAUUCCAUGUGGCAUUGGCAAUUUUUAAGAUGAAUGAAGAAGAGUUGCUGACUGUGCAUCAUGUCGGAGAUAUAAUUCAUAUCAUCCAGAGAAGCACUCAUCAACUUUUUGAUCCUGAUGACUUGUUGACGGUUGCUUUUGAUCAAAUUGGCUUUAUGACAACCACUACUAUUUCAAGACAGAGGAAAAAGCAGGAACCGGCGGUCAUGGCAGAGCUUGACCAGAGACUAAAGCGAUUAAAUUCUAUAAAUACGGGCGAGGAACAAUAGUUUAUGAGCGAAACUUAGUAAUUGUAGUAUAUAUAUAUUUAUACAAAUGUAUCUCUAUCAGGGCAUGCUGCCCUUUUAGGAAAUCAAACUUUUGCUCAUAAAGCAAUGAGCUAGACAGCAGCUUGGAGAGUCUUGUGGUUUAUUUGAGUUGUAUGUAUGUAGAUCUUCAAAGGUGUAAAUUUUGAACUGUUUUAUUCUAGUUCUUCAUUUUUGCUCCU